UUUCUGUGGUGCGUCUGUAAUUUAAUUUUGUGUUGUGUUACAUUUAGCUUUACAGUUUGUAGAAAUUAUGGAAACGAAAAGACCACUGGCGGAACCCAAUUCCGCUAGGGAAUUGCAAGAUGACGUACCAAGCGACAAUCCAGAAGGCUACUGCCGACUGUGCUUCUCGGAACAGAACGUCGUUGCUUUGUUCACCUCGGAUGGCAAUUACGUCCGUGAAUUGAUCGAGAAAAUUCACUAUUGCGCCGGUGUACAAAUUACAGUUCGCGAUGACUUCCCCUCAGGAAUCUGUACCGCUUGCGUGGCAUUCAUGGAUGAGAUCUGUCAAUUUCAGAAGCGAAGCAAACAUUGCGAUGAAAUUUUACGAGCAAAGCGAAACUUACUGGAAGAAAUUCAAGUCAAGGUAGAACUGAGAGAGGACGACAGUGUGGCUGGAGCUUCUCGUUUUACCGCAGCGGAGUCAUCCGCUCCUCAGGAUGAUCGAGAGGAGUUUACGGGAGGAGAUUGCCUUUCGGAAAGCAGUAUUAUAGCGGAUGCCAUAACAAGCCUAAAUGGGAUAGGAGAAUUGAUGGGAACAUUUCAAGGUGGAUUGGAUCAGCAGGUUUUCCCGAAAAUGGAACCUUCCAUAGCGGCAAACGCUAACAAAGAGCAUCGCUGUAUGGUGUGUGGUCAAACUUUUCCUGACCGGGAAUCUUGGAUGAUACACUUGGGAGAUCACGUAGAGGAGCGUCCCUAUCAGUGUCUCGAGUGCUUGGCACAAUUUCGUGAAAAACGAUCAUUAGCCCGACAUAUGAAGGCAGUGCAUGAAGAAAUCCGUGACCGUAAGUGUCCAUAUUGCCCGAAAUCAUUCAAGUAUAGCCACCAUUUAAGAUACCACAUUCGUACACACACGGGCGAGCGUCCGUACGUUUGUGAACUGUGCAACGACAGUUUUUCGCAGCACAUCCAAUGGAAACGACAUCAAGCGAAGCACCAGCGGCAACCGGACCAGAUUGCAUUGAUGCAAUCGGCUGGCGGUGGCAGCGGCACGGGUGGAAUUAUUACGGAAGACUCGUCCAUCAAGUGCGAAUUCUGUCCGCGAGUAUUUUCCAGGCUGCAGGACUAUCGACGGCAUGCGCCCAGCCACAAUGCGGAAAACCUGAAUCUGGACAGUUUGGCCGAACACCAGCUGGUUACGCUGCAAACGAUGCAUCAGCGCUAAAUAUUCUACCAUCAAUUUUAAUGGCUUAAUAUCGAAUAAACAUGAAAUCAA
Molecule: messenger RNA, 1252 nt
Organism: Sabethes cyaneus
Lineage: Eukaryota; Metazoa; Arthropoda; Insecta; Diptera; Culicidae
Product: transcription factor Ouib-like
Exons: 2
Coding region: 68-1201 (377 amino acids)
Cellular component (GO): nucleus
Molecular function (GO): zinc ion binding
Source: RefSeq, a predicted model, not a curated record